Molecule: messenger RNA, 1711 nt
Organism: Acanthopagrus latus (yellowfin seabream)
Lineage: Eukaryota; Metazoa; Chordata; Actinopteri; Spariformes; Sparidae
Product: zinc finger protein 253-like
Exons: 5
Coding region: 56-1672 (538 amino acids)
Biological process (GO): regulation of transcription by RNA polymerase II
Molecular function (GO): DNA-binding transcription factor activity; RNA polymerase II cis-regulatory region sequence-specific DNA binding
Source: RefSeq, a predicted model, not a curated record
UGUUGUGCGCCUGAGCCGUGUUUUCGCUAAGCUAGCCCACUGCUAGGAGCUAGAGAUGUUAAAUACGGUCGAAUUAAUCGCUUUUAAAAAAGAACUCACGCUCAUCGUGAAUAAUCUGGCCAAGGCGGUGGUGACGGAGCUCUUCAGCGCGGCGGAAAAAGUCUCUUUAGAAAAACAAAACCCUGAAACCGAGGAGAAGCUGAGCUCUCUGGUGGACAGUUUGUGUGUUGAAGCUGUUGAUAAAAUCCUGAAGGUGGUCCAGGAGGCUGCUGAGACUCCAGGACACCUGAAGGAUCCACAGGAGUCUGAGCAGAGUGGCGAAGGUUUGACGACAGAAGGUGAAGACGGAGGUGAGCGCCCCCCCACAGAACAGACCUUCAUCCUGGUGUACGGGAGCUCUGCUGUCCACUCCAAGUGUCUGCUGGAGCCACUGCAGAGUGAUGCUAAUGCUAAUGCUAACGGUGAAACUGAAGCUGGUUCUUCAGGCCAAGCCACGACUCUCCACAGAGACUCCUCCCUCUCCCCACCUCACCUGCAGGCUGAUUUCACCGACCAUGAGUAUGCUCGGCUGUCCUCCCCGCCGCCUGGUGCCGCCUCAUCAGCAGAGGGCGGAGCCAGUGAAGCACGCAGCAGGAAACUGCGCCACAGACGGCAGAAAAAAGGCCCCACCAGGUCUGAGCCUUCGGAGCCAACAGCGAGUCACCACCAGUGUCUGCAGUGUGGGAUGCUGUUUCCAAACACACAGCGACUCUCUGAUCAUGAGAGGAAGUCUCACCCGGUGUGCUCAGCGUGUGGGAUGGCAUUCACCGGCAUCCUGAGGCUCCGCGAACAUGAGAUCAAAGAGCACAGGCUGCUGCCGUACACCUGCGACUACUGCCCCAAGAGGUUCAACCACAAAGCUCACCGCAACCUGCAUGUGAAGGCUCGACACACCGGAGAGAAGACCUGCCACUGCGACAUCUGCGGGAAGGGCUACUCCUGCAUCAGCGUGCUGAAGACGCACAGGAUGACCCACUUCGACAAGACGUUCAUCUGCGACGUCUGCGGGAAGAGCUUCUACCACGCCUGCCACCUGACGCGCCACAAACUGGUGCACCAGGAGAUGCGGCCCUACCGGUGCUCCACCUGUGGCAAGGGCUUCACCCAGGCCGCCAACCUGCGCAGCCAUCAGGGGAUCCACACUGGAGAGAGGCAGCUCUGCUCCAUCUGCGGGAAGAGCUAUCGCUGCCUAAAGAACCACAUCAUCAGCAAACACUCGCACGAGCUCCCUGCCGACGAGCUGCCGGCCAGAGACACCAUCAUCACCUGCGAGGUGUGCGGCAAGAAGUUCCCCAACCUGUCGCAGUUCAAAGUUCACCAGCGGAGCCACACGGGGGAGAAACCAUUCCACUGCGACAUCUGCGGGAAGAGUUACCGUCUAAAGGAGCUGCUGAGGGACCACAGGUACACCCACACUGGGGAGAAACCCUACAGGUGCACACUCUGCUCCAAGACCUUCAACCUGGCCACCAGCUACAUGAGGCACCGCAGCAUCCACACCGGAGAGACGCCCUACAGCUGCCUCGACUGCGGCAAACACUUCCGCCUGCUCACCUUCCUCAAGGCUCACCUGCAGACCAAAGCUCACCUGAAGCAGACGCAGCAGAAGCAGACGGUGACCUCUGACCUCUGACCUCAGCAGGAUGUGACAGCUGAUACCUGAUAUGUGACU